GGCGUGACUGUACUAUACACUGGACCACUUGUAAAGAAAAAUGUUAUUUCUUGACACCUUUUGAUAAGAUACGCAUGGCUUCACCCUUUUGAAUUUAAAAAAUGGAAGACGCAUCCUGGCGAUACAAGAUUUACAACGAAAUCAUACAGUCUCAAGGACAGCAGGAUUCCGGCUAUUUGGACCAAGAAAAUCGGUACGACGAAACAGGAAACCGUUCAUCGAAAUUGAAACUCGCCGAGGAUGUGAAACUUGGCAAAGACCACGGGGAUUCGCAUUCAGAUUCCGAUUAUCACUCGGAUGUUAAACCCGAAAGGAAAUGGACAGGAAAUAGCAACAGAGAUCACGAAAGGUUUGAUGGUGGAUAUGCAGAUGAAAGGGCUGUAAACAGUGAUUUUGUUGGCCAAAUAUCUUGCGGUGGGGACCCCUAUACAGGAAGUGAUCGUCACGGUAACCAACGUACCGCGUCCCAGAACCCCAACGUUUACACCAAGCAAGGUCGGGAACAACCACGACAAGUUGAGCCGGAAUAUGAUCAGAUCCACGGCUCAUAUCGGUACCAUCGUGAAUCCGAAGACCCGGGAAAUGGUCGUCAGGGGAAAACUCAGGAGGAUCGAAAUGAAUCGGGCAAAUCGUCAACAAAAUCUAGCUUCGCGCCACACGUAGAUGGCCCCAAAUACGGCAGCCUGAGGUCACACACCGCGGCCAAUCCGCAAGCCGAUCGGUGGCACACGGGUUCAGAGGGUAGAGCGCGGAUGCCUCAGUCAUUAGUCACUAGUGCGGGCAGUCAUCAAAGCAGCGAUUACCGCAGUGAUCGUGCGUCGACUAAGGUGCAAGAAUCACGGAACAACCACGAUUCAUCUUCAGGGAAAUACAGUGAUUACGAGUACAUUCACGAGGCUUACAGUGGCGGGCCUGACCAGCAGAUACAGAGGGGAAAUCCUGGGGAAUACUGGGACAACAGGCAAACAUCGGCAAUCACCAGUGAGGGACAUUCGCGUGAACCCUCGGGUGUGAAACAGCAACAGCGGAGCUCACGUAGGUCUCACAGCAGGUCAAGUGAUCAAGAGGGUUUUGUGUAUGCCCCUGACAUAUCACAGAGCCCAUCGCAGGAACAUCAGCCACAUUUGUCAAGAUCUUUGCAGUCUGCCUUCCAUUAUCCAUCUGAUCAGCAGUUCUCGUCUCGCCACUCAGGGUCUGGCUCAAAUCGUUCCUCCAUCACCAGCAGCAGCUCGGCCGACACUGGUUCCAGUCACUCACAAGACAGAGAAUGGGCAAGAGUUAGGCAGAGCAACAGGAAAAACAAACAUUACAAGGAGGGUCUGCAGGAGUCCCAAAAAUCACCCCAAUCAAGCGACCUACAGCAGCCAAAUCCAGACAACCAGGACUGGUAUAGACUAGUGCAGAAAGCAGAAAGAGCUGAUGCACGUUCUGUUUCAAAGGAAGCUUCGUUGCCACAUUCAGGUUACCGUCCACCACCAUCAUCAUCAGCUGAAAAGUCUUCCAUUGCACCAACAGAAGCAGAGACUUAUUCUCAAGAACCAAAGUACACAAACAAUAAAUCUGCUUCAAUGCACUCAAAUAAUGUACCAACAAAGGUGAAUGGUGCAAAAAUCGCUCAACGUGACGCAGUAAAUAUGAAACAAACGGGGCCUUUGGUGACCACAGGUUUUGCUUCUGAGCCUGUCCGGCCUUUAAGCAAAAAGACGCAUGGAACAGCAGAAAUUGCUUCAGCUCCUUUGCCCAGAAAGAACCCCCUCCUCCGUUAUGACGUUGUCCCGCCCAAAGGAAAUGGACCAUCUGAGGCAGAGCGUAAACUGGAAGAGUUGACGAGACAGCUCGAAAUUGAAUUAGCUGAAAACCCAGAUGGUGAAGAGUUUGGAUGCUGCGUGAAGUGUGGGGAGAAAGUGACUGGCGCGGGGCAGGCAUGCCAGGCCAUGGGGAACCUCUACCACACCAACUGUUUCACGUGCUGUUCCUGUGGAAGAACAUUGAGGGGCAAGGCAUUCUACAAUGUACACGGCAAUGUUUACUGCGAAGAAGACUAUCUGUAUUCUGGCUUUCAACAAACAGCGGAGAAAUGUGCGGUUUGCGGGCACCUCAUUAUGGACACAAUUCUUCAAGCCAUGGGCAAGUCCUACCACCCUGGCUGUUUCCGCUGCGUAGUCUGCAACCUGUGCUUGGAUGGGGUACCGUUUACCAUAGAUGUUGACCAUAAGAUAUACUGCGUCAAAGACUACCACAAGAGAAGGAGAAGAAUCUACGCUCCCAAGUGUGCGGCCUGCAGGGAAGCUAUUUCUCCGGUAGAGGGCACCAUGGAGACGGUGCGAGUGGUAUCGAUGGACAAGGAUUUUCACGUGGAAUGCUACCGAUGUUUGGACUGUGGACUUCAGCUGUCAGACGAGGACGGUAAAAGGUGCUACCCUCUUCACGAUGACCUUCUGUGCUACACCUGCCACAUCCAGAGGCUAUCUCCUGGAGCUACUCCCUUCUCCCCGCAGCCUACCAGCCCUACGGAGCAGUUCUCACCAGUCUUAUCACCUAGUACCACCGUUCCGACUUCAGCAAGCCCACCAGAGACCCCGACAGAUCCGACCCCGGGGGCAGCGCAUUACACCACCGGGUCCACGGCUCCCAACAGGAGGGUGAACCCGCCUCACUAUGCACCCUUUGCCGGAGCGCGGUUUGCCACGCCGGGGACCCCCCCACCGGAUCCCCCACCCUACUCGCCCCACGAUCCCCUGAGGGACAUGUACAGCUCCACCUCCCCGAAAGCAGGGGAGAGGGGGUUCCAGUACAGGGGGUCCAAGGCUGAGCAGCAGGGGGCCCACUCCUAUCAGGGAAGGAACCCCCCUGAAUCGGGCGAUGGUGCUGAUGGAAACCAGUCGUCAAGCUACGUUGUGACUGAUUUAUGAGGCUUGGGACCAGCUUUUUGUAUGGUAUUCUUAGACAACCUUUUCACUCUGUGAAUUCUAGUAAGGAGAUGUAAAACAGUUUAAUAUCAACCUGAAUCUUUAGGAUUUCAAAUAAGCUGAAGCAAGAUAUAAAUAAUGACGUGUGUCUAAUUUAAGGUUACAAUGUGUAUGAAACUGUUGUUGUAACUUAAGGUAUAUUUAUAAUGCAAGCCAUUUCACUAAACUGCGAUAUAAUUGUGAUUUCCUAGAUAAUGGUCAGUCAGUGUACCUAUACAAAAUAACAAACGCUUUUGUCUUUUGGCCUUUUGAACAACACAAACAUGUGUCAGGGUUAGACUGUUUCUUCAUAUUUUUGUUUACAUAGUAAUUUUCAGAGUUCUUGGUUUUCUUGAUCGUCUUUGCAUAAGGCCUUUUUUUAUAAACAAUGGUGUGUUUUUUUUUUUUUUUUUUUUUUAAAGUGUCCAUCCUAGAAUGCGCCCAGUUGGGCUACAAAAUGCAUUUUUAAACAAAAUAUGUUAAUUGGAAAGAGCAUUUAAAAGUAGGAUAUACAUCCACACAACUAGGCGUUUUUGUGUUAUUCUUGUAAGAACGAAUUUCGGGGGUCAAAAUUUUUUUGUUCGUCUUUGAUUUCCUAUUAUUCCUCCAUUUUGAGCAUUCUGCACUGUAGACAGUUCACUUUAGGGGCGACUGCAGGACACAUUUUCCUAAAAAAAAAAAUUGAGGUCAAAUAUGCCUGGAAAAUGGUGUGCUGGGAUUUUUCAAUGUAUAAUUUUCAUUUUACAUUUGCAACUUGUUAGAGAGGAAAAUGGUGAUAGUUUUAGUACUACAUUGUAUAAAGGAGAUAUUUUAGAUAAGUGUUUGGCAGAGUGUUAGAAUAUUCUAAGUUGUAGUCUGUCUCGCAACCUUUUUAUAACAUGUACAUUGUAUUGGCUGAUUUUAUAAUGUAUAGUGCCUUCUUACUACGACACAUAUAGCUGGGAUAUAUAUGUAUAUGGUAGAUAGUUUAUGUCCAUUUCCAGUUGAUGGAGAAAGGCUGAAUCAGACAUCAAGCAAUAAAGCAGCUGUACCCAAUGCAAAGCUUUUUGGAAAAAAUUGUGUUUUUGCUCCACCCAUAAGAAGUCUAUGGAAUAGCAUGCAGGUAAGUGUUCUUUCAGCAAAACAAAAACAAUUCACAUAGGGAUGUAUGUGAAUUGUUCUUGUUUUGCUGAAAAAACACAAUCUUUUUGUGAUGCGUGGACAGAAGUUUAA
Molecule: messenger RNA, 4160 nt
Organism: Patiria miniata (bat star)
Lineage: Eukaryota; Metazoa; Echinodermata; Asteroidea; Valvatida; Asterinidae
Product: Wilms tumor protein 1-interacting protein homolog
Exons: 10
Coding region: 102-2912 (936 amino acids)
Biological process (GO): regulation of DNA-templated transcription; positive regulation of miRNA-mediated gene silencing; negative regulation of hippo signaling
Cellular component (GO): transcription regulator complex; P-body; adherens junction
Molecular function (GO): transcription corepressor activity
Source: RefSeq, a predicted model, not a curated record